This is a messenger RNA of Aspergillus candidus, 816 nucleotides long. RefSeq names its product F1F0 ATP synthase subunit i. NCBI's taxonomy places the organism in Eukaryota, Fungi, Ascomycota, Eurotiomycetes, Eurotiales, Aspergillaceae. Gene Ontology annotation, biological process: proton motive force-driven ATP synthesis. The record is from RefSeq and is a predicted model, not a curated record. Gene Ontology annotation, molecular function: proton transmembrane transporter activity. The coding region runs from base 75 to 248 and encodes 57 amino acids. The transcript has 4 exons.
GUCUCUCAGCUCCUUCACUCCAUCCCCCUCUUCCGCAAUCAGGUCUUCGCUGUCCAGUACACGAAUACGCAAUCAUGUCUCUCCUCGGAAAGAAGUUCCCGACCCCUGUCGCAAAGCCUAUGGCUCCUUUCUUCGCCGCCGGUGUCGUCAUCCUCUACGGCGUCAACUCGUUCGCCAACGUCCUCAUGUCGACCGACGAGUUCAAGAACGACCCCCGCAACCCCAACGCCAAGAACCCCAAGCACUAGAUUGUGCCUUAGGAGUUUUUUGAAGACGGUGUGUCGAAAGAGUGAGGAUUGUGGUGGGCGACUCGACGCCCAGAUUGCUGUUUCGCCUUUGUUUCGACGUCGCGGGCGGUUCAUCUGUACAGGCAUAGAUUUUACCGUCAUAGAUCCAAUGACGAAUUGACAAGUUGUACCACUAUUCUUAUCGUCGUGUCCUUUUCCUGGCUGCAUUUCGGACUGGUUGCAUCCUGAACUGGUUGAGAUCCAGUGGCGGAUCCGGCACGAUGCCAGGCUUUCCAGGUUGGCGGUGUAUGGCGGUUAGCCUACACUGCAUCUAAGCCUGUCAGCUAAUUAUCUGCCGACCACUGGACUGGGUCUGUCUCUACAGCAAAGAUGCAGGCAGGACGGGACUCCGUUUAUGUUUCUCGCUGUUCGUAGGAUCGGUCUUUCCUGAUGCCUUCUCGCCGAGGUAUGCGUUGUGGCCAGACGACAAAUUGUAAACUUGUACUAGAGCACGAAAGCCUUUCUUCCAACAUUAGUUGAUAUACACCUUCAAUUUCAGUGUUCAAGGAAUGCGUGUCGACUAGUGUUU